Molecule: messenger RNA, 1768 nt
Organism: Wyeomyia smithii (pitcher-plant mosquito)
Lineage: Eukaryota; Metazoa; Arthropoda; Insecta; Diptera; Culicidae
Product: protein obstructor-E-like
Exons: 6
Coding region: 190-885 (231 amino acids)
Cellular component (GO): extracellular region
Molecular function (GO): chitin binding
Source: RefSeq, a predicted model, not a curated record
CCGGAGCGCGUAGAGGGAUUCAUCAAAAGUAAGAGUAUUAUCUUUACAGUUUGUUAGUUCAUUGAGGUCUUUUGGAGUGUUUGGUAGUGUUUUGCGAGUAAUGCUCUUCGGACUCGCCAUUCAUAUCGAAAAAAGUUUGCCGGUACAAAUUGCUCCGUGUUUAGUUUAGAUACCAAUUUAUAAAAAAAUAUGAAAAGAUUUAUCUUCACGUGCGUUUUGUUCACUGCGAGUACAUAUGCGCAGCAAUUCAAAUGUCCCCCAAAAGACGGUCAAUACGAGGACCCGAUCCAAUGUGAUAAGUAUUAUGAGUGCUAUGAUGGCCGUGUAACUGAAAAGCUAUGUCCAGAUGGCCUAGUGUUUGAUCCGACAAUCCGGAAGAUCAACAAGUGUGAUCAACCCUUCAAUGUAGAUUGUGGUGAUCGUGUGGAAUUGCAACCUCCAAAAGGAAAAAAUCUUUGUCCUCGGAGAAACGGGUUUUUCGCUCAUCCAGACCCUGCUGUGUGCAACGUUUUUUAUAACUGUAUUGAAGGCGAAGCUAAUGAGAUAACUUGCACUGCUGGUUUGCACUUUGAUGAAUAUACCGGCACGUGCGUUUGGCCGAACGAUGCAGGUCGCCAGGGAUGCAACCCAGAGAAAUUGAAGGAUGGAUUUACGUGCCCCAAAGAACAGAAGACGGAUGAAUCUGGUCAGACUGUUGCUCAUCCGAAGUACGCACAUCCUACUGACUGCCAGAGGUUUUAUGUAUGCUUGAAUGGUGUUGAACCCCGUGAUCUUGGGUGUCAAGCCGGUGAAGUUUAUAAUGAAGAAACUGAGAGGUGUGAUGCACCGGAAAAUGUUUCAGGAUGUGAGGAUUGGUAUAAAGAUAGUGACGAGAAGAAACAUUAGACUGCAGUGUCGAUCCUAAAUGAUCGUAUACCCAUUAUCAUUGAUCAUUCAUUAAUGACAUAUUGUUAUUCAAAAAUAAAUAACUUUCCAAUACUUUUCAUUUAUAUAAGAAAAUUGACAAAAUUGAAUUUGAAAACUGAAUGAUCCCAAUUCAGGCAGAAUUUGCAAAACAGCAUAUUCGAGAAUUAUUUUAAUUCAUAUGUCAACAGCUUGCGGUUCUUGAGUGCACGACCAUUUUUUCGGAUUUCAAGAAAAUCUUUGUAGAAAUGUAAAAAAAAUGAAGCAGAUAGCAGAACAAAUAGACGAGGACCAAGGCUUUAGCUAAGUUUUGUAUGAUGUGCUUCUUGGAACAUUUCAUUUCCGCGAAGCGAUUCGAGCGAUUCAAUAUUCAUUAAAAUUUUAUUACAAAUGACCAAACCAGUAACAAGAGCAAUGCAAGGUCGAGUGAUGGAAUACAACGAUUCUAUAGCAUUCAUUAGAGCCGUUUACACAACAACCGAGCAGGAGAUGGGUUUGAAAAGUUCUACUCUGAAGAAAAUGUUUUGAAGGAUAUACAGUAUUCGGAAUCCAGCUUCGAGAGUCGUCUCAUUCAAAAUCGAUGUCAACCAACGAUACUAAGAGAUUCUGUCGUUGAAGAAACACUGGAGAAAGGAGCGAUUCAACCAUCUGCAUCAGCCUGGAUGCUGAAUUGAACGAUUGACAUUGUUUGAUUAAUGUAGGUAUUAAUGUUUACCAUCAGACCGAGUACAGUCUGCUUCCGGAAUAUGAAAAGUCCGGCUCAAAUAAAUUAAACUGAACAUGAAGUAAAUCACAAACAGCACUUUUAUAUUGUAGAUUUCUGUUGGAAUACUGGAUGAUUUUGACAUUAAAAAAACUCUUCUUA